This is a messenger RNA of Gastrolobium bilobum, 871 nucleotides long. Its product is annotated as DNA-directed RNA polymerases II and IV subunit 5A-like. Gene Ontology annotation, cellular component: RNA polymerase III complex; RNA polymerase II, core complex; RNA polymerase I complex. The record is from RefSeq and is a predicted model, not a curated record. The coding region runs from base 71 to 691 and encodes 206 amino acids. The transcript has 3 exons. Gene Ontology annotation, molecular function: DNA binding; DNA-directed RNA polymerase activity. Gene Ontology annotation, biological process: DNA-templated transcription. NCBI's taxonomy places the organism in Eukaryota, Viridiplantae, Streptophyta, Magnoliopsida, Fabales, Fabaceae.
UGAGUUGUGGUUUUAGAGAAGAAGAAGAAGAAGAAGAAUAAGGAGAAGAAGGAGAAGAAGAGGGUCAAAGAUGGUGCUAUCUGAUGAAGAAAUCGGAAGACUCUACAGAAUAAGGAAAACGGUUAUGCAGAUGCUGAGGGACAGGUGUUACCUCGUAACUGACUUCGAGAUCAACAUGUCCAAACAUGAGUUCAAAUCCAAGUACGGUGAAAACAUGAAGAGGGAAGACCUCGUUAUCAACAAAACCAAGAAAGACAAUUCCAGCGACCAGAUCUACGUCUUCUACCCUGAGGAAGUUAAGGUUGGUGUCAAGACCAUGAAGACUUACACCAACCGCAUGAACUCCGAAAACGUUUUCAGGGCUAUCCUCGUCCUUCAGUCCAAUCUCACUCCCUUUGCCAAGACUUGUGUCAGUGAAAUUUCUUCCAAAUUUCACUUGGAAGUUUUUCAGGAGGCAGAACUUCUGGUCAACAUAAAAGAACAUGUUCUUGUACCGGAACAUCAAAUUCUGACUGAAGCAGAAAAGAAAACUUUGCUUGAGAGAUAUACCGUGAAAGAAACUCAGCUACCUAGAAUCCAGGUGACAGAUCCUGUUUCAAGAUAUUAUGGACUGAAGCGUGGACAAGUUGUCAAGAUAAUUCGGCCAAGUGAGACUGCAGGCAGAUAUGUUACAUACCGAUUUGUUGUAUAAGAAUUUCCAUGAGUUUAAUGGUUAUACUUUUGUAAUAUGUUACCUACUGAUAUUUAUAAGAAGCACGGACAAGGAUAUAUACAGCCCUUCUUUUCUAAUGGGUGAAAUAUUGGUUUACUACCCUUCAAAUGUGUCAUUGUUGAAACUUUGGAAUCAAAAUUAUCUGAUCAUGUUAUAAUA